UUCUCUCCCUUCGGUUGGUUGGUGGGUUUGGGCCAUCACUCUAGGAGCUUUCCCGGGAUGGGGGGUGGAGGAAGGAAAGGAGAAAAAGGCUGCUGACUGCUGAACGAUUAGCUGCAGGAAGCCGGAAAUAGUACUUGCUAUCCGUUAAACGGUUGCCUCCGGCGGGUUUCUGGUUUCCUUUUUUUUUUUGGCCGCUCGUUCCAGUUAGGACCGUCGCUUCGGUUGGCUCCUCCCCGAUCUUUUUCGCUCGAUGGCCGAGUUCGAUCUCUUCGGCACCCCUCAGCCGGUGGCGGGAAACGGGGCACUGGGGGUUGGCAGCGAAGAAGACCCAGCCGCCGCCUUCCUGGCCCAGCAGGAGAAUGAAAUCGCGGGCAUCGAGAACGACGAAGGCUACAGUAUUCUGGAAAAUGGCGAGCUGCCCGUCGGGAUGCAAGGCCAAGACGCGCUGACCGCAGAUGCAAUUGAUGGAGUGACGAAUGGCGAUAUCUACCAGCUGCCUCUUUGUCUGGAUCAGGAGAGCAAUGGUCCUACAGACUGCUACGCUGCUAUUUCUCAAGCUGAUCGUCUGCAGACAGAGCCAGAGAGCAUUCGCAAAUGGAGAGAAGAGCAGCGAGAGCGUCUAGAAGAACUUGAUGCAAACUCUCGAAAGCAAGAAGCAGAAUGGAAGGAAAAAGCAAUAAAGGAAUUGGAGGAGUGGUAUGCAAGACAAGAUGAGCAGCUACAGAAAACGAAAGCAAAUAACAGGGCAGCUGAAGAAGUCUUUGUGAAUGAUGUUGAUGACUCAUCUCCUGGCACCGAGUGGGAACGUGUGGCUCGGCUCUGUGACUUUAACCCCAAGUCGAGCAAGCAGGCGAAAGAUGUGUCCCGCAUGCGCUCAGUGCUGAUUUCGCUCAAGCAGGCCCCACUGGUUCGCUGAAGGGAAAGCACAACCUACACUACAAAUGCAAUAUCUAACUUUACUCAGAGAAGCUGUGUUUGCAGUAAUUGGAUUAAUUAUGUUUAAAUGUUUUUUGUUGUAUUUUUUGUUUUUGGACCAAACCUCACAAUGUAUUUAGAGUUUGAUCAUUGUUCUGUGAUUGCAUGUUCUUCCUCUGUGUCCUCCUGGUGUCCAAAUUGGGAGAAAACUUCCAGAACUGUAGUCUCUAUGCUCCUCUUAUGCAUUGAGAUUUGACUUUCAAAUGUACCAAUAUUAAAGGUCUGUUUAAAUUGCACUGUUGUGUGGGAAUAUUAAAAAGCCGAAGAAACUUUACUCAUUUAAAA
This is a messenger RNA of Thamnophis elegans (Western terrestrial garter snake), 1260 nucleotides long. It is a transcript of the gene CLTA, whose product is annotated as clathrin light chain A. The coding region runs from base 251 to 916 and encodes 221 amino acids. Gene Ontology annotation, cellular component: postsynaptic endocytic zone cytoplasmic component; clathrin coat of coated pit; synaptic vesicle membrane. Gene Ontology annotation, molecular function: structural molecule activity; clathrin heavy chain binding. The transcript has 5 exons. The record is from RefSeq and is a predicted model, not a curated record. Gene Ontology annotation, biological process: clathrin-dependent endocytosis; clathrin coat assembly; intracellular protein transport. NCBI's taxonomy places the organism in Eukaryota, Metazoa, Chordata, Lepidosauria, Squamata, Natricidae.